Molecule: messenger RNA, 615 nt
Organism: Bombyx mandarina (wild silkworm)
Lineage: Eukaryota; Metazoa; Arthropoda; Insecta; Lepidoptera; Bombycidae
Gene: CPR67
Product: cuticular protein RR-2 motif 67
Cellular component (GO): extracellular matrix
Source: RefSeq, a predicted model, not a curated record
UCAAGUCACUCACAGUACAAUGGCAUUCAAGUUCGUAGUAUUGGCUUGCCUGGUAGCUGUUGCCAGCGCCGGUGUGGUUCCAGUAGCGCAAUACGGUUACGCAGCACCCGCAUUGCACGCAGCACCAGUGUCGUACUCCGCCCCCAUUGCUAAAGUCGCUGUCGAAGAAUACGAUGCACACCCUCAAUACAGUUUCGCAUACGACGUACAAGAUGGCGUCACUGGUGACUCGAAGAGUCAACACGAGACCCGCGACGGCGAUGUCGUUCAAGGCUCCUACUCCGUGGUUGACCCCGAUGGCACCAAGCGCACCGUUGAAUACACCGCCGAUCCCCACAACGGCUUCAACGCUGUCGUGCACAGAGAACCCCUCGGCCACGCCGCUAAAGUAGCAUAUGCUGCACCAGUCGCCAAGAUUGCUGCCCCAGUUACUUAUGCCGCAUCCCCGGUCGUACACUCUGCUCCUAUCGUGCACUCCGCCCCUGUCGCCUACUCAUCCCCUAUCGCUAAAUACCCUGCCCCCUUCACCUAUUCCGCUCCCAUCUACCACCACUAAAACGUGCCAAAAACUAAAAAUCUAAUUAUACAAUUUAAUUGUAUUAUUAGUUUAUUUUA